Molecule: messenger RNA, 564 nt
Organism: Neoarthrinium moseri
Lineage: Eukaryota; Fungi; Ascomycota; Sordariomycetes; Amphisphaeriales; Apiosporaceae
Exons: 2
Coding region: 1-564 (187 amino acids)
Source: RefSeq, a predicted model, not a curated record
AUGUUCCAACAGCACCAUCAUCUAGCCUCUUCCAGUUACUCAAAGCUAGCAAACUGGGAUCCAGAUAUGAGUGUGUAUGCCGACGCUCCGAACCAGAUGAGUUCCCUAUGCAAGCUGUCAGCGACGGCAAAGCCGUCAAGUCCUGGCAUCGAUUCCAAGGAACAACCAUGGAUCAAAUUAUCGUUUGGGGGAUCAGUACAGUCAGUGCCCAUAUCUGCGGCCUACCUGGACAACUAUAAAUUGAACGGUAAAAGUGUUCAGUGGGAUGAAGUUAACCAGUAUCCCCUGGAUGAUGAAAUGGAGCAAGAUAUGCUUCGUCUAAAUGACGAGGUGAGCGACUUGGACGAAGGGUGUAUUCCGCCAUCCAACGUGUUACACCGCUUAGAUGUCGGCUCAAGAUCAGCUAGCGAAUAUGGUCCAAAUCUACAGUACCGUUCUCCCGAAGCUCCACCUUCAGAAGAAGCCCAAGUUCCGCCCAGCGGUUCCAAUGACGUCGCCGCUAGAGACGACGUUUUGAAUUAUGAUAUUGACUGGAAUGCUGUACUCGUGACGGUCAAAGACUGA